Molecule: messenger RNA, 3433 nt
Organism: Mercenaria mercenaria
Lineage: Eukaryota; Metazoa; Mollusca; Bivalvia; Venerida; Veneridae
Product: sacsin-like
Exons: 6
Molecular function (GO): Hsp70 protein binding
Source: RefSeq, a predicted model, not a curated record
AACCCUUAUAGAAGAGCCAACGAGAGCGAUCGAAGGCGAUGCAAAUCCUCCUAAAAGACUUCGGAACAAAUCAUCUGAUAAAGCGUUGACAAGCGGUCGUGUGAAGAUGAAAAGAAGCGUCCUCUACUCAUGUAUGAAACAACCGCCACUAAUUAAACAGCUAAAGAGAAUAUUAUCCGAGUACCCGGAUGGUGGUCAAAUACUUAAGGAGCUGAUUCAAAAUGCCGAAGACGCAGGUGCCAGAGAAGUCAAGAUCCUGCACGAUAAAAGAAGAAUUAAUCACACACCGAGCGAGGAGAGCGACGGAAGCGGGACAACACCUCUGUACACAAAAUUCUUCAAGAGCCCAGCACUGUGUGUGUAUAAUGACGCUGUUUUCACUGAGAACGACUGGGAAGGUAUACAGAUGAUUUAUAGCAGCAUAAAAGAGGAAGAUCCACUAAAAGUUGGAAGGUUUGGACUCGGAUUCAAGUCGGUUUUCCACAUAACAGACUUCCCUAGCGUCAUCAGUGGCGACAGAGUACUAUUGAUUGACCCUCAACAACCUACAGAGAAGGUAAAUGCUACACUUGACCUUUGUGGUCUAGAGGAUUAUAGGGAAGAAGGGCUAGACGCGGAAGCGUUUUGGAAUGCCUUAGAGAACACGUUUGGCCUAUGUAGAAGUACGUUGGGAGAAGAUGGUUUUCGAGGAACACUGUUUUGGUUCCCGCUUCGUGAAAAGACUUCCGAACUUUCAGAAACACUGUACAGUGAGACAAAAGUUAACAAUUUAUUUAACUCCGUUACAUUGGAAGCUUCAAAUAUUUUGCUUUUUCUGAAGAAUAUCGAACAAAUAUCGUUGCAUUCCCGAGACACCGAAACACCAAUAAAAGAAAUACUUAAAACUGAAAUUGAAGACAGGGAUGGUAUAGUAAGACAAUGUCGAAGUGCGUUUAAAGAUCGUAUAGAUGACGUGAAUUCAACCCCUGAAAGCCCUGAUAUACAUUUAACUUUGCAAGUGGUUAUACAUACAUCAUCUGUAGACGAAGUUAAAAGCACAGAAUGGCUGGUUGUUGACUACUUUAUACGAGAAAGUGCAUCGGAAAGUUUCAGACAUUUGAUACAAGACAGAAACCUAGGAUACAGCCCUUAUGUCGGAGUGGCGGUCCCGCUUGGUAGAAUGUCAGAAGAAUUUGAGGGACAUGUGUUUUGUUUUCUGCCAUUGCCGAGAGAAGGUGAAAGGUUGACAGGGUUACCAGUGCACGUGAAUGGGUUCUUCGCGCUUAGCCAAAAUAGACACCAUAUGAAGUGGGAAACCGAAGAACAAGAAGGAAAGCAAAUAGACGACAAGUCUAUUUUGUGGAACAAGGCUCUUAUUGAAGAAGCACUUCCGAAAGCAUAUGAAAUGCUAGUAUUAGAAUCUAUCAAAAUUGCAGAGAAGCGUUUAAACGGAGAAGCAUUUGUAACAGCCGUAUAUAACACGAUGCCUGUAUGCCAAAACUCGACAAGGAAAACGCGCAAAAAGUGGAUGAUGCUCGAAAAUAAACUUUAUGAAAAGCUCGAAAAUAGAAAUAUAGUUUAUGCAACACAGAAAAACGAGUGGAUUACAUUAAACAAAGCAAUCUUUUCAACGUUUAGGACAUUGCACGGGAAUGAAAUUGAUACUUCAAUGCAAGAGGCUAUCAUUAAAUGCUUACAUAAAAUUGGCUUGAAAUACGCCAAAGUGCCAACCUCAUUGUUUGACACAAUGCAGAUGCAUUUUCCAUACAUGAAGGACCUAACUCCUUCAUCCUUAGUGGUUCAUUUACAGGAACGAAACCAGUACAGAGAAAUGACAUGUGAAGACAAAAUACAAAUUUUGGCCUAUUUGCUACUAGUAGGGGAAGGCAAUUCAGUAAAUAUUAGAAACCUAGAGCUUUUACCUUUGGCCUCUAACCGUUGGACUGUAUUUAAUAAAACAAGUCAUCCCGUGUAUCUGUGUACAGAUGAAGCUGUGAAGAUGUUUCCUGGCUCGGAGGACAAACUUGUGAUGGAAUCAAGAAAGCUUGGAGUGCCACUCUCACAGAGCAUUGGAAGUAUAUGCACAUCAAAAGCAUAUCAAAUACAGAGGCUAAACGUUGAGUGUGCAAAGACUCUGCUGAAGCAAACAAUAGUUGACCACAUGGGACCCGGCACGAAUGUUCGUCUGACCACGGAUUCAAGCCUGACAGGUGAAUGGUUAGAAAGCGUUUGGCGUGUGCUCAUAGCCAAAAAUAUGGUAAAAUAUUUCAAAGAUAUUCCUCUAGUUCCUAUAUUGAUUCAAGGAAGCUGGAUUGAUCCACAUAUUAUAGAACUGGUGAGACUUUCAGAGUUCAUUAUUAUAAAGGAAUCAGAAGAUUCUCUCCUUGCAGAUGAUUUAUGUAACUGUCUACGGACACUAAAAGUACAGGUGCUGCCAAGCCUUCCAAAGUGGAUCCAUUUUGAAUCCAUCCAAAGAUUUGUUUAUCAGCCGACAAAAGAAAGCAUUUCUUCCCUGUUAAGUGCGGUGUACAAAAAGACGGGAGAUAUUGCUGUGUCAGAGUUUAAUACAGUAAGCCAAGUUAACAGCCAAAUUAGGGAAGCACUGACACAGUUUGCAUCUACCCUCGCUUACAUAGACAAAGAUGUAGUGAAAUUUCUCCGAAAGCUGAGAUUGUUUAGAGCCGUGCAUACCAUAGACGACAAAGGUCAAUAUACAGCUGUAGCCGAUGUACCUCGAUAUAUACACGAGGAUAUAAACUUCCCUGCCGGAGUUGAAUUGCCAUUCAACUGCAUAAAGCUGAGCAGGUCUGAAGAUAACUUCAUAAAGCAUCUGGAUGCGGAGAAUAUUUCGACAGAGUCUCUAGUUUUGGGUACCAUCCGAAACUUACUGUUGCAUAAAAAUCAUGAUCAGAUCUCAGUUUUCAUGAAAUAUUUUAUGGAAAACUUCAAUUUAUUUGAAACCAAUACCGAAAUAUGUGAAAAUGCUACACAAUUACCAUUUUUGAAAAUAGGGACGGAACUUCACAAACCUUCAGAUCUUUUUGAUCCGUCAAGUUCAUCACUUCAAAGAUUACUAUUUGGAGAAUCCCUAUUUCCAGAAAACUCAUAUGAAUACAGCAACGACGAAAUUCGGGUGUUAAAAAGGCUCGGUAUUAAAGGAAAAGACAAAAUAGAUGCUUCUAUCAUGCUACAAGUUGCAAAUACACUUAGUAUUUGGUCCAAAGAUGAUAAAAAAUCAAAUGAAUUGACAAGAAAAGCUGCCGAAUUUAUGGAAAUUUUAGUUCACUAUCCUGAUUUAUUAGAAACAUUUUGCAACGGAACAACAACUCUUGGCAAUGCUUUAAUGUCAGUUUCCUGUAUCCCGGUCAUACAGAAUUCACCAGUGGAUUAUCCUGAAGGUUUACCAUGGUUUUCGGAAAGAGUGAAAAUUUGUAAGCCAGAAGAAGCGAAAGAU